This is a messenger RNA of Phyllostomus hastatus (greater spear-nosed bat), 5274 nucleotides long. It is a transcript of the gene SH3D19, whose product is annotated as SH3 domain containing 19. The record is from RefSeq and is a predicted model, not a curated record. The transcript is spliced from 21 exons. Gene Ontology annotation, molecular function: protein binding. NCBI's taxonomy places the organism in Eukaryota, Metazoa, Chordata, Mammalia, Chiroptera, Phyllostomidae. Gene Ontology annotation, cellular component: ESCRT-0 complex. Gene Ontology annotation, biological process: protein transport to vacuole involved in ubiquitin-dependent protein catabolic process via the multivesicular body sorting pathway. The coding region runs from base 252 to 3494 and encodes 1080 amino acids.
GCGAAAGCGGGGAGAAAGAGGCCGGUACGCUGGGAGGAGGAGGAGGAGGAGGCGGGGAAACCGGCUCGGCCUGCGCCAGGCCGCUCCCCCAGCAGCUGCAGGUGGAGCCCGCAGAGGUAGCCGAUUCCGCCGCCGCCGGCGCCGCUGCUGCAGCUUCUUCCCCGGGGCCGCCCUCCAGGCCCCGAGGGUGCUGGCGUGGGGGCACCCGGUGCUGGUCCGCGGUCCCGCAGCUGCGCCUCCGCGCCUCGCCCAUGGCUGAGGGCCGGCGGUGGGACGACGAGGAGGAAGAGCUGCGGGAGCUCGGGGGCUCGCGCCGCGCCCGGGGCCGUGCGCUCUCGGGCCACUCGGCCGCAGAUCGCAACGAACGAAAUAAACCAGAGCAUCGUUCUUCAAGCCAAGGACCCUUGUCAUCCAUUAGAGCGGUAAUCAAGAGAUCUUCUCGGACUUCUGUUCAGAGUGAUCUUCAUCGAGAUAGGAGGCGCCCGGAGAUCACCAUUGUGGCAGCUGAGCCGCUGAGGCCGACCUCAUGGUUCCCAGGAGCCCCGCCCCCAGGACUGGGAUUUCCCCCGGCCUCCGCAGCUGGCCCUUGGAGGCCCAGUGAGCUGGUUCCUUCUGAGCUCCCACCGUCUUACGAACAAGUCAUAAAAGAAAUCAACCAAGUUCAAGUUAAUACAACAAAUAAUAAUAAUGCUGCUGCCUCUCCAAGGCACACUAUUACUUCUGCAACUCAGACGGACUUUUCAGAAGAAAUAGACAACCAUCUGCCUCAAAGUAAUGCAACACUACCGGCACCCCUUCAACCUCUUCAGCCUUCCCCAGCAGUCUCGGCCCGUGAUCCUCCAACAAAUGCGGCGCCUUUGAUAGUCUUUGACAGUUCUGAAGAACAGAACUGUCCAGGAAACCCCAGUGCUGCAAGAUGUCCAGUGCCAAGACCAAGAUCAAAAAGCAACCUCAGGCCGGUAGCCAGAGAGCCUCACAUUAAAGAGCAGAACCACCAGAAAACCAGCCCAGGGGCCUCAGGGGCGGCGCCAUCCCCAGGCCGACUCCAGUCUCUGUUGGACGGUACCAGCGACUUGGACAGUCAGCCUGUGAUGAACACUAUGAACACAGAACAAAGCCAAAACAGUAUUGUUUCAAGGAUCAAAGCGUUUGAUAGUCAGACAAACACAGACACCUCUGGACUGCCCAAGAAACCAGAGAUUGCGCCCCGCACACUUCCCCCCAGGCCUGCUGUUCCCUCAGGGAAACCCUCCGUGGCUCCCAAACCAGCUGCUAACAGAACUUCUGGAGAACUGGACUCCUGGCACGAGAACAGACUCAAGGUGGCCUCUAGGGAGGGGCUCAACCCACACUCUCCACCACAAGAAGUAGGGAGCCUCCCGGUAACCAAACCUGAAUUGCCAAAGAAACCAAAUCCUGGCCUUACACGAAAUGUCAAUCAUGAAAUCCUGGGAGGAGGGCCCGUGGCCGAGAGCCCCGACGGCAGCGGCAGCAAGAGAGUCCCAACUCCUGCUCCGAGGCCUGUGCUGCCGAAGAAAUCAGGUUCCUCAGAAAACCCCACCUACCCUGCAGCUUUGCUGAAACCAGUCCCUGUUCCUCCCCGCCUCUCGGUGGCAUCGCAAGCCAAAGCCUUCAGGUCCCUGGGCGAAGGACCCUCGGCCAACGCCCCUGUUCCAGGCCUGCAGAGCAAGCCUCCAGGGGACUUCGACCUCAUCAGUUUUGAUGAUGAUGUCUUACCCACCCCACCUGGGAACGUGGUUGAAGACUCUGUUGGUUCGGAGAUGGUUCUGGAUCCCUUUCAGCUCCCCACAAAAACAGAACCAACAAAAGAACGAACAGUUCAACCAGCACCCGCCAGGAAGCCCACUGUGAUUCGAAUUCCAGCCAAACCAGGAAAAUGUUUACAUGAAGAUCCACAAAGCCCGCCUCCUCUCCCAACUGAAAAGCCUAUUGGAAACACUUACAGUACAGCAUCUGGAAAACCCAGUAACGUUGAAAGAACGAGAAGUGUGGAAUCCGACCAGGCUGGUCACACAGGAGGUUCUGUGCGAGGACCCCCAAGGCUGCCCCCAAGACCUGUAAAUGGAAAAGUCACACCAGCUCGGCAACCUCCCCCGAAGGCGCCCCCUGAAAGACCACCUCCCCCGAGACUUUCUGCAACCAGGACAUCAAAUAAAAAACUGCCUUUUAAUCGGUCUUCUUCUGACAUGGAUCUUCAGAAGAAACAAAACAACUUGGUGUCCAGACUCUCCAAAGCCAAGAGUCAAGUUUUUAAAAGUCAAGAUCCAGUGCUCCCCCCUCGCCCGAAACCAGGACACCCUCUCUACAGGAAAUACAUGCUGUCAGUGCCUCAUGGAAUUGCCAAUGAAGACAUCGUCCCGCAAAACCCCGGAGAACUCUCUUGUAAGCGUGGGGAUGUACUUGUGAUGCUGAAGCAGGCAGAAAAUAAUUACUUCGAAUGCCAAAAGGGAGAAGACACUGGUAGAGUUCACCUGUCUCAGAUGAAGAUUAUCACCCCACUUGAUGAACAUCUUAGGAGCAGACCAAACGAUGCAAGCCACCCGCAGAAGCCUGUGGACAGUAGCACUCCUCAUGCCGUUGUUCUUCAUGAUUUCCAAGCAGAACAAGUCGAUGAUUUGAGUCUCACUUCUGGAGAAAUUGUUUAUCUUCUGGAAAAAAUAGAUACAGAUUGGUACAGAGGGAAAUGUAGAAAUCAGACUGGGGUAUUUCCUGCCAACUACGUCAGAGUAAUUGUUGAUGUUCCAGAAGGCGGAAAUAGGAAAAGAGAAUCAGUUUCAUCUCAUUAUGUUAAUAAAGGUCCAAGAUGUGUUGCGCGGUUUGAGUAUAUUGGAGACCAGAAGGAUGAGUUAAGUUUCUCGGAGGGAGAAAUUAUUAUUCUGAAAGAGUAUGUGAGUGAAGAAUGGGCCAGAGGAGAGCUUCGAGACAGAACUGGGAUUUUCCCCCUGAACUUUGUGGAGCUCCUCGAGGAUCACCCCACCUCUGGUACAGACGUUUUAAGCACAAAGGUACCACAGAGGAUGAAAAAAGAAGAUUCUGGAGCAAAUUCUCAGGAUAACGGUCUCUCUGGAGAAUGGUGUGAAGCUCUGUACAGUUUCACGGCGGAGACCAGUGAUGACCUGCCCUUCAGGCGGGGAGACCGGAUCCUGAUCCUCGAGCAUCUGGACUGCGACUGGUACAGGGGCAGGCUGCGUGACAGGGAGGGGAUCUUCCCAGCAGUCUUCGUGCGGCCCUGCCCCGGUGUGACAGCAGCAGCAGCUGAGGCAAAAAGCCUGUCUCCUUUAGCACUGAAGGCGGGGAAGAAGGCCAAAGCCCUGUAUGAUUUCCAUGGGGAGAAUGAAGAUGAGCUUUCCUUCAAGGCUGGAGAUAUAAUAACAGAGCUGGAAUCUGUAGAUGACGACUGGAUGAGUGGAGAACUAAUGGGAAAAUCUGGAAUAUUUCCCAAAAACUACGUUCAGGUUUUACAAGUCAGCUAAAGGUGAAGCUCUACUGUGUUCCUUGGCACAAGAACUCACUUGAACUAUCACUUUGACUAUCAGAUAUGGUGUUUUGUUUGUUUUUGUUUUUGCACUAUUUUUUUUAAACUGAAAGAAAUAUCUAUGCUGUAUAUGGUACACUAGAAUUUUCUGAAAGCGGAGAAUGUCUAGAUUUUGUGGUUAGCUUCCACUCACAGUAGAAACAUGCAUGUGAAAACCCAUGAGAAAGCAUUCUACCGAGGAAAACAUCAAGCAAGAUCAGCAAGGCAGGCGAACACUUGCCUCAGAAAAGUGCCUGGUGAUAGAACCGCACAGGGAGGCUUACAAGCAAAAGUUGCGUUUGGACAUCUCUUUUCAUCAGCAAGAAUCAACUAACCAUGCUUCUUUAUUUUUUUACUUUCGUUUAAAGACAGGACAUUUGAUACAUUUCACUUCUGAUGCUCAAAUUUAUUCUAACAGCUUGAAUGCAUUAUCCUUAUUUACCAGGGCAAAUCCUUGUUUCAGUAACAGGUAGUUUAUUCUCUAGCGGGAGCCUUUAUAAGAAUGUGGUGAGUCAGCUCGUGCUCACCGAAUGCUACUUGUGUUAGUGUUUCAUCUUUGUCCAAGGAUUUCAGUGGGGUUAAAAUUCGAUGCAUCUUAGAAGAACCAAAACCAUCCUGAGAUACCUUGCUAAUAUGACUAACCCUUCUACAUACCAGCCCUACUCACUUUUUUCCUCCAUUUAUACUUUAUGUUAACAGGGUUGUUAUAAAGCACAUUCUCUGAUCCUACAAUCAUUCUUUUGACAAUUACUGGUACCCAAAGAAAAAUUCAUUUUCUUUGUGUUACCCCAGUAAUACAGAAAAGCUGCUGUGUCUUGUUACAGUGGUACAUGAUGAAUCACAUACAUCUCAGAACACAGAGUGACUGUUAAGGUGGAAAACAGUGUCGAGCCCCCACAGCUCAUUUCUUCCCAAUAUAAUCAGAAAGAAAAACAAUUGAGAAGACUGAAGGCUGAUAGUCUUUUGGUUUUUGUCCCAGCUCAUCCCCAUAUUAGAGUAAGUAAAAAAAAAAACCCUUUCCUGCUGUAUCCAUUGUUAUGCAUGCCAGGCGUAAGAAAAAAGUGGUUCUUUUAGGACUAAAUCAAUUAUAGUUUAUGGGCGAAAGCCAAAUAGAUUGAAGACAAUCUUCCAAACAGAUACAUGGAACAGAAUUUCACUGGAAAGGUACACCACUUUGCCACCAAUGUUCAUGACUUUCUUCUAUUUUUCAGAAGAGUUUCAUAAACUGGGCCACUUUUUAGUGUUACUGUUUCUUAUUGUCCAAAAGGUUAGGCAGCCAAUGGUCAGACCAUUAUGUGAACAUGAGAUGGGGGGAGUUCAUCUUUUUUUUUUUUUUUUUUUACUUCAUCUUUGGUUGAAGGUCAUCUCAGCUAUAUGGUUAUAAUUGAUAACAGGGCUGUUUUCCCUAUAUGUUUUGGGUAGAGAAGACAAUACAAAGAAAAUUCUUGUCAAAUUUUACUCAAGAGCAAUUUCUUAAGAAAUGGAUGACUUCCCAAUUAAAUUUCCAUUUGCAGCAAGUUGUAUGAUAGGAAGUAGGGUGUAUGUCUGGAAUAGGACAUGAUGUAUAUUUCUUUGCCUGUGUAAUCUUAACAUAUUAAAGAUCAUGAAAACUUAGCUUUAUUGGAGAAAAAUAUCCUCUUAAAUUUUAGCCUUCUGUCAGCAGAAUGAUAAGUGCAAUAGUUGUACAUCUAUUUGACAUUAUAAUAAACUGAACUGAACUUUUCAGUCCUUUUCUCAUA